AUGGAAUGGUUCUUGGAGCAGUUGAGACUCGAGCGUGAAUGGGCUAAGCUAUAUCCAUUCGCCUUGUCCCCAAUUGUCCAGUCCGGAAUCACCUUCAUAAUGAAAUGGUCCCCAUUCCCUGUCGAAUCGGGAAACAUGAAAACCCUCAUCAUCACCAACAAGUUCCUAAACGGGAUAAUUCGAGGGCAAGAACGACAUCAGAAAAAGCAACUGCUUCUUUGCAACCCGUGGCCAAAUCCUGACAAUAUGCCGAACCUCGACCUUCCGCAAUCAACCCAACUCAACCCCAACCUGCCCUCAGUGUUUGAGUGCCCUAAAGAGAACCUCAGAGAGAUCUUCAGGAGCUUCUAUAACCAGGUCUUCUAUAUCCGCGCCGCAGAUAUAUAUGCUGUGAAAGGUCGUAGUCAUUAUGGGAAUCUUGUCUACACCCGUGGCAUGAACCCAGGCAAUGCCAGGCUGACGUCUCAAGUGGGAUGUGAAGUUGUUUUCCCGGAAACAUCUCCCACAACCCAAAGUGUCUGCCGACUCCAAGUCUACGAGAUAUCGCGCGAAGCACCAAAUACCGUAAGCCAUAUUGGCUCUUUAGAAAACAGAAACAUGGGGCAGACUCCGGUGCCGUUUUUGAACCCAGCCGAGCUCGCGGACCGCUACGUCCAGAACCACCCUUAUUGGCGCCAGCAGGCCAACUCAGGGUCAGUUCGAGCCCCUUGGCAACUGGUGGAUUUUGGAACAAGCAACGCAUCGGAGGAUCCUCCAGGGGAACAAUUGAAGAUGCUUGCGCAAGUUGAAUUUCUUAGAAAUGGAAACGAACCAGAAUCGCCGGCAGCCUACAAUACCGCAAAAGGAGGCAAUCUUCAAUGGGUUUCUCAACCUACGUACCUCCUCAUGUCACACCCUCCUCAGCUGUUGCUACACACUCACAUCAGCCCUGAGCCAAGCUUCGCCCCCAACUUCGGCAACAGGCUCCAAGCUUCUCGAACUGAACCGCCCGGCCUCACCUUUUGGCGGAUACUUCAGGAAGCAAGAGGACGGCAGAUGGACCAGCAAGCCCAAACAGUGGAAUCUAGAAACACUCUAACGCAGUUUUCACAGUACAGUUCCGGGACCACUAUAAUCACUAACCCUAUCAAUUUUCUGUCCAACACCUAA
Molecule: messenger RNA, 1149 nt
Organism: Fusarium sp. VM40
Lineage: Eukaryota; Fungi; Ascomycota; Sordariomycetes; Hypocreales; Nectriaceae
Source: the annotation of a GenBank genome assembly